AUGUGCCCCACACCCGACGAGACCAACGCCAACGGCAAGGAAGAGAUGGUCGCUAUCGACACUCAGCAACCCUCAUUGCCCCCACCCCAGCAGACGCAGCCGAACGGGAAGGCUGAGAAUGGACACUCGCACCCUCCCGCUGUCAAGUCCCACAAGGGCGUGUAUGGGCGUGCGAGCGACUUUUUGAGCAACACCAGCAACUGGAAGAUUAUCGAGUCGACAUUGAGAGAAGGAGAGCAAUUCGCCAAUGCCUUCUUCACCCUCGAGACCAAGAUGAAGAUUGCUAGGGCCCUUGACGACUUCGGAGUCGAAUACAUCGAGCUCACCUCCCCUGCCGCCUCGCCCGAAUCGCGUGCCCACUGCGAGGCCAUCUGCAAGAUGGGUCUCAAGCGGACCAAGAUCCUCACACACAUCCGGUGUCACAUGGACGACGCUAGGAUUGCCGUUGAGACUGGUGUCGACGGUGUCGACGUCGUCAUCGGCACAUCCUCUUUCCUGAGGGAGCACUCCCACGGCAAGGACAUGACCUGGAUCACCAAGACCGCCAUUGAGGUUAUCGAAUUCGUCAAGUCCAAGGGCAUCGAGAUCCGAUUCUCCUCGGAAGACUCCUUCCGGUCCGAACUCGUCGACCUGCUCUCCAUUUACCGUACCGUCGACAAGAUCGGCGUCAACCGUGUCGGUGUUGCCGACACUGUCGGGUGCGCCGACCCGCGUCAGGUAUACGACCUCGUCAGGACGCUGAGGGGUGUUGUCUCUUGCGAUAUUGAGACGCAUUUCCACAAUGACACUGGGUGUGCUAUUGCCAACGCUUACGCUGCGCUCGAGGCCGGUGCCACACAUAUCGACACCUCAGUCCUUGGUAUCGGAGAGCGUAACGGUAUCACCCCCCUUGGUGGCCUUAUCGCCCGGAUGAUGGUCGCCGACCCGGAAUACGUCAAGUCUAAGUACAACCUCCACAUGCUCCGUGAGAUCGAAAACAUCGUUGCGGAGGCCGUCGAAAUCUCGGUGCCUUUCAACAACUACAUCACCGGUUUCUGCGCCUUCACCCACAAGGCCGGUAUCCACGCCAAGGCCAUCCUUGCCAACCCCAGCACCUACGAGAUUCUCAACCCCGCCGACUUCGGUAUGACCCGAUACGUCUCUAUUGGUCAUCGAUUGACCGGAUGGAAUGCCGUCAAGUCUCGUGUUGAGCAGCUCAACCUCCAGAUGACCGAUGAGCAGGUCAAGGACGCUACCGCCAAGAUCAAGGAGCUUGCCGAUGUCCGGACCCAAUCGAUGGACUCGGUCGACAUGAUUCUCCGGAUCUACCACAAUGCCGUCCAGUCCGGUGAUCUCCAGGUCGGACAGUCGGCCAAGCUCGACUCGCUCUUGGAGAAGCACAUGCCAUCAAGGGAUGUCUCGCCCACCCGGGAUGGCGCGAACGGGACCCCGGCUAAGAAGCAGAAAACCGCCGCUUGA
Dioszegia hungarica is the source of this 1458-nucleotide messenger RNA. RefSeq names its product HMGL-like-domain-containing protein. Gene Ontology annotation, molecular function: homocitrate synthase activity. NCBI's taxonomy places the organism in Eukaryota, Fungi, Basidiomycota, Tremellomycetes, Tremellales, Bulleribasidiaceae. The record is from RefSeq and is a predicted model, not a curated record. The transcript is spliced from 11 exons. Bases 1 to 1458 code for a protein of 485 amino acids. Gene Ontology annotation, cellular component: mitochondrion.